This is a messenger RNA of Gavialis gangeticus (Gharial), 1233 nucleotides long. Its product is annotated as zinc finger MYM-type protein 1-like. Lineage: Eukaryota; Metazoa; Chordata; Crocodylia; Gavialidae. The record is from RefSeq and is a predicted model, not a curated record.
AUGAAGUUGAGGCAAGAAGACAAAGCUAAGAAAAAAGACAGUUUGUCAUCUUAUUUUAAAAAGCUUGAAAUAUUGAAUAGUGGACAUUCAUCAAAAAGUAUGGGCGAGGAAACAUCUGACUUAUCUGAUCACUUGCUGAGUUGUGGGAAUACCACAACAACUGCAAAAGUUGAACAAGUGGACUCUAAAUUGACAAUGGAAUUACAAAAUAUUGGUAAUUUUGUUGAAACUUCCAAAGUUCAUAUCAGUGCUUUGUGUAAGUUUGUUCAAAGGUGUAAGUUAUCUGGAAGAAUUGAUUCUGUGUUAUCGGCUCAGUUUGAAAAGAAGCGUUCUUAUUAGGAAGUGCUGAGAUGUGUUGUUGCCAUGGUCAAAAUGCUGUCUUCUUUGGGACUACCUUUAAGAGGACAUGAUGAGUCAUCAUUGUCAAAUAGAAAAGGUAAUUUUUUAACCGGCCUUGACUAUCUUAGUGAAUUUGAUGAUUUUCUCAAAGAACAUUUGAAAAAUUAUCAGUAUUGUGGCUCAGGGAAGACCAACUUUUUAACACACCAAACCUAUAAUGAAUUAAUCACUAUAAUGGCAGAGCAGUUCAGAAACCAAUUCACUGAUGAAGUAAAGGGUGCCAAGUACUAUUCCAUAAUAGUCGAUUCAAAACCAGAUGUGAGUCAUGUAGACCAAUUAACAUUAAUUUUAAGAUAUGUGACCAGCAGUGGUGAAGUUGUAGAGCGAUUUCUUUGUUUUUUCCCACUAAAAUCCCACACUUCUGAAUGUCUAGAGACAACUGUUUUGGAAAUCAUUGCACAUUUAGGUUUGGGCAUCAAAAAUUGUCAUGGGCAGAGCUUUAAUAAUGCCGCAAAUAUGGCAGUAAAAUAUUCAGGUCUACAGGCAAGACUGAACAAUACAAGCCUCUCUGCUUUAUUCAUACCAUGUUCCAGCCAUUCCUUAAAUUUAAUCAGCAAUGCUACAGCCAAAUCUUGUGAGGGAGCUACGCAUUUUUUUGACAUCAUUCAAAACAUGGAUGCCUUUUUUUCAGUUUCCAUGUGUUGGUGGAGUAUGCUACAAUCAUGCCUGGAGCAGGCAAAUGAAAAACAUUUGACAGUGAAAAGAAUUUGUGACACCAAGUGGUCUGCUCAUGCAGAUGCUGUUUUGGCUUUCAAAAUGAGCUAUUAUGAUGUAAAGAAAACCUUAUUAGACAUAGCUACAUCAAAUUCUAAAAAAACUGCAUGCAAAAACUGA